Messenger RNA from Verruconis gallopava, 5213 nucleotides. RefSeq lists its product as uncharacterized. The coding region runs from base 294 to 4718 and encodes 1474 amino acids. NCBI's taxonomy places the organism in Eukaryota, Fungi, Ascomycota, Dothideomycetes, Venturiales, Sympoventuriaceae. Gene Ontology annotation, biological process: regulation of transcription by RNA polymerase II. The record is from RefSeq and is a predicted model, not a curated record. The transcript is spliced from 2 exons. Gene Ontology annotation, cellular component: mediator complex. Gene Ontology annotation, molecular function: transcription coregulator activity.
GAUCCGCUGAGCUGGAUCGCCUCGUCCACUCCCGCAGUUGUAGCCUCUCUGCUUCUCUGCGUGCUACUACACUUCUCCCACCAUUCGUGUCUGCGGUUCCCUCUUCCACUCGACAGUCUACCGCUGUUCUAUUCCCUCUCACGCCUCGUCGCUCGUGCGCAGUCUCAUUCGUGCGUCUGACCGUCCCGAUCUCUGGGGCAGAUGCGUUUGAUACCCACAGAUCCCGUCUGCCGUAUCUCUCCAUCUGUGCCUCUUUUCGCUUCAAACCAAACAUGACUUCGCCGACAUAGGUGAUGCUUCAGCAAAGCUCCCAGCACCGCGGAGGGGGCGGCGCUCAUGUCCGGGUGCACUCAAACGCAUCGUCCAGAGCCAGCUCAACCGCAGAUGAUGCGCGACGGUCAGGCCUGAAGUCGGACUUGGACGGUCUCAGGACGCCGUAUGGAAGUGAUGGUGGACCUGCUGAUGUCGAUGCACGUUCUGAAAUGUCGGCUGGCUCUGCUGAAAGCUCAGUGCAGCAAGUUGCGACAUGCACGAUCCCACCAGUUGGCUUCCCUCCGCGACCAGCUCAAUACGCCAGAAACAGAAAUGCUUUGCCUUGGCCGUCAGACGCAGGCGGUGACGGUGCUUCAGGAGUGGAUGGCCGGGCCCAAAAUUUUGAGCCGCCUCUCGUGUCGCUAGUAUACCCCAACGGAAAAAGCGCGGACUACAAUCCUUGGACUGGGAAUGGUCCUGAAGAUACGUUAUCGGAACAAACUGUCAAGUCAGGAUUCCUAAACAAGCCCACGAUAACGAACGAGUCUAACACUGCACGACCGUCGAUCUGGAACCCUCUGAAGCACAAAUCUGGCUUACAAACGCUCUCAUCUCUCUUCGUUGCUAUACUGGAGAAGAGACAGGGCUCAGGUCGCUUAACUGCCACCUCAACCUUCAAACCUCCCCCGCGCGUUUCUCUAACAAACACAAAGCGGGAAGCAUGGCUGUCUGAUUUGGCAAAUCCAGCAUGCGCGCUACGACGGUUUAACCGCACUAUUCCAUAUGGAAUCAACGGCAAGGGCUUAUUGGAGCAGUGCCUGGCAAAAGAAAUCCCUACCGCUCGCGCAAUCUGGCUGGCAAAGUGCAUUGGUGCAAACGAACUCCGCACACUAAAGAGAAAAGGCGUGACUGGUGCCCUCGGAAUCAGCGCAGAGCAAAAAUGGGUACGGGAAUGGACUAUGCACGUCGAGCAAUUUAUUGACGCAACAAUUUCCUCACGUUCGGAUCAAUCAUGGAGAGUAAAAAUGCAAUACGUUGUUCGAUUGACGUAUCAUCUCUACGUCGAGCAGCUUCUUGAUCAGGACCAUUUCCUAGAUUGGAUCAUGUCGUCUUUUGAAGGCAGCAGUGUUGAGCGUCUUCCGCUGUGGCUCGUUCAUGUCCAAUUGUACUGGCGAUUCCUCACAUCAACGCGGAAGCGAGGACGAAGACUAGCAGAAGCGGUGUGUAACAGCCUCCAUCAGAUUGAGGCAGAUGAGGAAAACGCUGAUUUGCUUGCUCCCAUCUCCCAACGACUUAGGCUGUUACUUGGUACGUUGGCUAGCUCGCAUGCAGGGUGCCUGAUCAUCCCAAAAAGUUGGACAAGAUUUGAACCACUGGUUCGCAGUAUGACCUUGCGGGCUGACCUCGCCUCCGCUGUGGCAAGCAUUAUCGAACGCAACAAUCGAUUGGCGAAACCCCUCUGGGAACAGAACCCGCGAUCGACGGUGUCCCCCAAACGACGUGCAUUUGAAAUCUUAGACAAGGCCGAUGCAGACGCGUCCAUCCCAGAAGUAUGCUCAAAGCUUUAUGGUGCCCUCUCAUCACCAGAGGAUGUCGUCAAGCUUGUAUUAGAAUGGUGCUCGUCAGCUUACCGUCAAGGUUCUCAUAGGGUUUACCUAGCUUCGCGGAUUUUGAGGCGCUAUGCCCUAAUUGGUGUUGACAUCGAAGGCUAUAUACUGACCUUCAUCAUGGAUCCGCCCUCAAAUGCCAACAUUGACGUUCACAACGUUAUCAAAGUCGUCGCUGAAUUGGUCCGAGCGAAGUCUUUUGCCGUACUUAAGGUGCUUCGUGCUGUUAUCGCCCGAGGCGCGAUGUCUGACAGUGAACACAGUCCCCAGUCUGCAUCCAGAUUGCGAGAACUUGUCCGCGGUAUUCCUACGGUAGGACUGCCACAACAUGUUGGUGAUCUUCAGCGCAAUUUACUUCGAGAAGCCAAUGAACCUGGCCUAUCUAAACUUCAACCUGUGGCUAUUCUAAAAGAGCGUGUAGAAGAGGCCAUUUUUGGGCGUUCAGAGGACAAAUGGUCAGAGAAAGAGGAAAAGCUUCUCCAUGGUCUGUCUAUCGCCGAGAGAUUCGAGCUCAGUGCAUUCGUGAGAAAUGAAUACUCUCGACUGACCAAGGCUUAUGUCGAGACUGGAUCUUCAUUGCCAGGUUCGACCCGCCCUUAUCUCACCGCGAACAUGUUCGAAUCCGCCAGAUAUCUCCUCGAGACGGUCGAAGACUUUCCAAUUCUCGCCGAUGUCAUCGGCAUCUGCUUGCGACAGUGUCAUCAUGACAUACUUGUUGCUGCGAUCGAUACAAUCCGCUCCCAUAUAGGAAACUUUGCCGCAAUAGGUGCAUUACGCCCGCUCGUAUUGUCUGCUGUGGAGAGAUAUCAUAUAUUCCGGAAUGAAAUGCCGUUGGAGAAGGGGUAUUUAUCCUCAUUGCUCAAUCUCUUGACCAGUGUUAAGAGUGAACUAGCCCUUAUCCAACAGGUCACGUAUGAUCUUGCAAGAUGCGACCAGCGCAACGCCUUGGCAAUAUGUUCACCCGCAUCUGACAAUGCGUUGGAUCUUGUUGCGUCAAGCUCAUUGGAAUCAGAGGAAGAGAUAGACCGUAUACUAUCUAGUGGCACUACGAUGGACGAGCAAAGCAUUACCAGAGUUUUUCAACGAAUAACAACGCACUUGACGACACCAUUGAAGGCUCGAGUUAAAGCUCAGUGGUUUCCUCGCUUACGAGCUUUCGAUGAGUCAACAUUUGAUACCUUGCUCAGUGAAUGGGUCACCCGUUUACUGCAAUCUAUGACGGAAGACAUCUGCUGCAAAGUUUUGACCAUGCUUCUUGGUUCUGGGGCCUUGUCAUUUGAGAGGCUGUCACAAAUUGAGAGAAAGAUUCGGGAGCAAUCCGUUUUAUCAACGGAAGCGAAUUGCAAGCUCUCCAUUGUGGUCGUAUCGGUGCUCCUUCUUCCCGGAAACAUGAACAAGCUUGAGGAUUUCAAUGUGAACUACAAAUUCAGGCUGAACCAGAAGGAUUUCACCAAAAAGCAUGUGGAUACGGUAUUGCAGCAUCUGGCAAUUGCUUUGAGCAAUCUCGACCAUGACUCAACGUAUCCUUGCAUUGACACACUUGAGAAGGUAUUGCGAAACGACGCCGUGAAAGAGUUCCUUCUUGGCUGCGCCAUCGAUCACAAGAGACAGCUUCAAGAGCAUGUCAUGAAUCGGACACUCACACAACGCGGAAGUGCAUUGCUCAAGGAUAUUAUUGAAGAGCUUCUGAAUCAUCAAGGGCAAAUCUCGGCUAGUUUGUCCAGCCAAGAGAAGAUUCCACAGCUCGUCAAGAUGGUAGGCGAGCUCUCACUUCCGUUGUGCCAGCUUGAGAUGCAACUGCUUCUCAACAAUGGAAUUAGGGCUUCAGAAGGAUCAACGGAGAUAGCCACAUCACUCUUUGAGGCAAUCAUGCGUAGCCCCGAUUCAGAGCGCCCACCGUGGCUCGACCUUAUGGAUGGUCUCGAUCCCGCGCUGCUGGUCCGUUUACGCGCUAUUGCCGAGAUGCAGGUACUAAAGAUCGUCAAUGAUUGCUGUACACGUAUCAAGGGUGAAGGCAACGACGUCGAUCACUUUCAAUUGCUUCGAAUUCGUACCCUUCUCAGAAGACUGCUCUAUAUUGUGGACUCUACUGUGAGCACACAAGUUGUGCCACAAUCAGUACCUCAGACUGCGCAAGGAGACGUAGAUUCGCCCGUACAGGAUAGAUUUGGAAUGAUUCGGGAAUUGCUAGCCAAGUACUUUGCUGGCGAUGUGGACAGCAGGCCUUUAUCACGCAUGGCAUCCGACUUGUCCUGUUGCCUCCUCAACGCUCUUCUACAUCUCCUUGUUGUCCGGAAGCUUACGUCCGAGAGCUCGAAGUCCUCACCAGCAGACGUUGCGUCCUUACUUCCUAUUCUCUUCUCUGUAUUCACACAUGCGGCUCUCAGUUCAUCUCGAAGCACAACAGAGUUCCUUUACGACACCACAGCGUAUAUCUCUGAUGAGCUUACGGACGAGUAUCGAAAUGUGCUUAUACGUUCAGAGAUCCCGAAGUAUCCAAAUGAAAGGAGGGUCUCAUUCAUUCUCGCUCCACCACCAUCUGUAGAUGCCUGGCUUGGUCUGGUGACCACACGGCAACAGCCCCAGACUCCUUCAACACCGACGACCACCACAAUCCAGCAAGCGCCUCCUGCGCGUUUCGGUGCACAGCAAGGCUCACCUCGUCUACCUCUGCAGAUUCCUCGGCCUCCUACGCCACAGAGGCAGAGCACCACAGCGACGGCGCAGCCCCAAAAGUCAUUCAACGCCCCCGUUCCAUUCCAUCUGCGAAGAUGGGAACUCCUACCAGAUCCGGGCAGUAGCACGACUGCCAAUGAUACAUCAAUCAGCCUCUCACUCAUGGGCGCGAGGAGAGUCUGACACAGUACAGCCCGUGUCGGGCGUGUACUGCAUCCUACCUAACGUCACGAGCUUCUUUCUGUCAUUACUUCUGCACGCCAAAUUUUUUUAUUAUUUUUUUUGUUCUUGCGGAAGGAGAGCAUAGCGCUUUGAACUGUCAUAGCAUUUUGUAAAUGGCGUUUGCAUUUGUUCGCUGUUCACGUACAGAAGUCUGCAGCAGAAUUCACUUGGAUACAUUAUGAUUUUGUAUUGUUUAGCGUAGCACCCUGAUGACGAACGAAUGAGGAUUAAGGUUUCAUAGCGAGUUAGGGAGGUAGUGGGCAGGUUGGGUGGCUGUCAUGAUUCAUAACUACAAGGAUGAAAUCUUUGCAAGGACGAUGUGAAUUUGGGCCAACGGAUAGGAUGUACGAGAUAUUACUUGGGCAAAGCGUAGAGCUCAACGCACCGCGAAAGAUUUAUAUAGUAUUCUACUCGACCAGAGGAUCGUUUAAAUAUACAAGUGCAUCUCAGCUUCCA